This is a messenger RNA of Cuscuta campestris, 746 nucleotides long. The record is from the annotation of a GenBank genome assembly. NCBI's taxonomy places the organism in Eukaryota, Viridiplantae, Streptophyta, Magnoliopsida, Solanales, Convolvulaceae.
CGGGUUUGUGAAAUUAUCCGGUGAGAAGGCUGAGAAAGCAAAGGGUUCAGCUUUAGCGGCGUUCGGAAGAAGCAAUAACCACAACAAUGGCGGACGAGGAAUACGAUAUGGACGGCGCAUAUGAGGAUGAGCCAUUGGACCAGGUCGAGGACGGAAGUGAGCAAGAAGAGGAAGAUCCUAAUAAUGAAGAGUUACCUGAUGCCAUACCUGGUGAAGGUGAAGGCGAAGGUGAAGAAAAAACUGAAGAGGCUCCCGUGGAAAAGCCUCGGAAAACAUCGAAGUACAUGACAAAAUACGAGAGAGCUAGAAUUCUGGGUACUCGUGCUCUUCAGAUCAGCAUGAAUGCUCCUGUGAUGGUUGAUUUAGAGGGUGAAAGUGAUCCACUUGAGAUUGCGAUGAAAGAGCUACGUGAAAGGAAGAUUCCCUUCACAAUUCGCAGGUACCUGCCUGAUGAAAGCUAUGAAGAUUGGCCGGUUGACGAACUCAUAGUCGAGGACUCGUGGAAAAGGCAAGUCGGAGGAGAUUAAAGUAACUGUUGGGGAGGAUAUUGCAUAAUGAUGAUGCACCAUGUACUAAACUAGACCAGACGUAAAUGAUAUUAAGAGAUUGUUACUUGGAAGUUUGUUGCAACCUAUUUUCACUCUCAUUUGAUGGAUUUAAAAGACUAUAUUUUGAGUAUUGACUGCUGUGUUUCUGUGCAAAAAAUGUGCUGUUGAAAAUCUGGAAAAGAAACAGUUAUCGAGGGU